Magnusiomyces paraingens is the source of this 903-nucleotide messenger RNA. RefSeq lists its product as uncharacterized. Lineage: Eukaryota; Fungi; Ascomycota; Dipodascomycetes; Dipodascales; Dipodascaceae. Gene Ontology annotation, biological process: mitochondrion organization. The transcript is spliced from 2 exons. Gene Ontology annotation, cellular component: membrane; mitochondrion. The coding region runs from base 1 to 903 and encodes 300 amino acids. The record is from RefSeq and is a predicted model, not a curated record.
AUGUCCCAGAACCAGUGGAACCAAUUUGUCAGAGCUGUUAGACAGCAAUCCCAGCGCACAGGUGCUAGCGGACCUUCUCCUAAGGGCCUUUUUGCGGGUCUUGGAGGUCUCAUUGCUCUUGGUGUUGGCGGUGUUGUUCUUACAUCUUCCCUUUACAACGUUGACGGUGGUCACCGUGCUAUUUUGUAUAACCGCAUUGGCGGUAUCCAGCCAACAAUCUACAAUGAAGGAACCCACAUUGCCAUUCCAUGGUUCCAAACCCCUAUCAUCUACGAUGUCCGAGCCAAGCCCCGCAACGUGGCCUCGCUGACCGGUACCAAGGACUUGCAAAUGGUAAACAUUACAUGUCGUGUUCUUUCGCGCCCCAACGUUGCUUCUCUGCCUACCAUCUACCGUACUCUCGGCACCGAUUACGACGAGCGUGUGCUGCCGUCCAUUGUCAAUGAGGUUCUUAAGGCCGUUGUUGCCCAGUUCAAUGCCUCCCAACUUAUCACCCAACGUGAACGUGUGUCACGUAUGGUUCGUGAGAGCCUUGUUAAGCGCGCAGCCAAGUUUAACAUUGAGCUAGAUGACGUUUCACUUACUUACAUGACCUUCUCGCCGGAAUUCACUCAAGCCGUCGAGGCCAAGCAGAUUGCCCAGCAGGAGGCCCAGCGUGCUGCCUUUAUUGUCGACCGUGCGCGCCAGGAGAAGCAGGGUACCAUUGUUAAGGCCCAGGGUGAGGCUCGAUCUGCAGAACUUAUUGGUGAAGCCAUCAAGAAGUCCAAGGACUAUGUUGAGCUCAAGCGUAUUGAUACUGCGCGUGAGAUUGCAGAGACCCUUAGCAAGUCUGGCAACAGACUGUUGUUGGACAAUGACUCACUUCUGUUGAACGUUGCAUCUGAUUCUCGCAAAACAAAAUAA